Messenger RNA from Gracilinanus agilis (Agile Gracile Mouse Opossum), 1361 nucleotides. RefSeq names its product X-ray repair cross complementing 3 (gene XRCC3). Gene Ontology annotation, biological process: double-strand break repair via synthesis-dependent strand annealing; resolution of mitotic recombination intermediates; t-circle formation. Bases 28 to 1068 code for a protein of 346 amino acids. Gene Ontology annotation, molecular function: four-way junction DNA binding; ATP-dependent DNA damage sensor activity; ATP binding. Gene Ontology annotation, cellular component: replication fork; Rad51C-XRCC3 complex. The record is from RefSeq and is a predicted model, not a curated record. The transcript is spliced from 7 exons. Lineage: Eukaryota; Metazoa; Chordata; Mammalia; Didelphimorphia; Didelphidae.
CAAACUUGUAGUAUGUACAUUUGAGAAAUGGAUUGGGACCAAUUGGAAUUGAAUCCUAAAGUUAUUGCGGCUAUAAAGAAAGCCAAACUAAAAUCAAUAAAGGAAGUUUUGCACCUUUCUGGGCCAGAUUUACAGAGACUAACAAAACUGUCCAGCAUUGAUGUCCAGCAUUUAUUGAAAACAGUCUCAUUAGCACUAAGGAACAACUGUGUUCUGACAGCACUUCACAUAUAUCAGCACAAAGAGGAAUUCCCAGCACAGCAUAAAAAACUCGGCUUUGGCUGCCCGGUGCUUAACAGACUUUUACGAGGUGGUCUUCCUCUGGUGGGAAUUACAGAGCUUGUUGGACAGAGUUCAGCUGGGAAGACUCAGAUUGGCCUGCAGCUAUCCCUCUGUGUGCAGUACCCCUAUGAGUAUGGAGGCCUAGAAUCAGGUGCGAUCUACAUUUGUACAGAGGAUGUUUUCCCAGACAAGCGUUUGCAACAGCUUAUAGCUCUACAGCAUCAGCUGAGGACAGAUGUUCCACAGGAUGUCAUCAAGAAAAUUAAAUUUGGCAAUUCUAUCUUCAUUGAGCAUGCAGCAGACAUAGACACGUUGUUUGAGUGCAUUACUAAGAAGGCUCCCAUCUUGCUAUCUCGGGGAAUGGUCCGCUUGAUCAUCAUUGAUUCCAUUGCUGCUCUGUUUCGCAGCGAAUUUGGCAUCCAGCAUUCCAUUACAAAAGCCAAAUAUUUACAGACCCUCGGGGCAAAGUUGCACCAACUAAGCAGUGGAUUCCAGAGCCCAGUAUUGUGCAUUAAUCAGGUAACAGAUAGAGUGGAUGAGAGGGCCCCUGCUGGCACUAAUCUGGACGUACUUGCAAGACUUUCUCCAGCCCUUGGAAUAACCUGGUCCAAUCAACUUUUAAUGAGGCUAAUGGUCAGUCGCUUGGCCUGUGAGCUUUCCAGAGAUACACAUGCUGCAGCUACUGGAACUGUUAUUAGAUCACUGAGUAUUAUUUUUGCACCUCAUCUGCCCCAAGCCUGUUGUCACUACAUAGUCAGUGCAGAGGGUGUAAAGGGAGCAGAGUGAGUUAAUACUACAGUCACACCAAUUUAGAAUUGUGGGAGAAGAGAUACCCUCUAUGAAAAUAUUAAUCUGUAGCUUUAUAAAUCUGUAAGUAUAGAUGUAUGUGUGUGUAUAUAUGCCUAUUACUACUAAGCCCAGUUUUCAAAUAAGUUAGUCCAGAGAAUUACAUUGAUCCAUUUUUAUGGAAUGUUUUUUACAAGCUAAUCACAUCUCUCAAUGAGGAUACCCUUGAUAUAAAGUAAAAGUGGGGCUCUGACCCUGGAAGGACUGAGAAUUCACAAUCAAGGCAGAAGCCA